ACUCACAUGAGUAACUGAGUACUCACUGAGUAACAAUACUCAGAAAUUGUUAGUAGUACCAAUAUGAGUACUCAUGGACGAAUUAUGAGUAAAGUCGUACUCAUCGUAUGAGUACUUUCACUAGGGAUGAUUAUUAGUAAAUGUUCGUCUCUUCCUUUUCAUUCAAUCGAUUUUCACAAAUAAUAUAACCGAAUCUCUGUCAUUCAUGUGUUUUGAACUUUUCCUAUAUUUGGUUAGAUUCCUUGAAAUAGGAUAUGUUGUUGAUAGAAAUUUCAUUGAAAACAUAACAUGAAUAUAUUUCAAAGCGAUAAUUGUAGUUUGAGAACAAUUUAAACACUUUACGCAGAAAUUAGAAGAAGAAUUUUAUAAAAAUAUACUGGAACUACUUUUCUGUGGUUUCCUUUGAUCAGAUCAUGGAAUCUUGUGACAAUGUUUUAUCCAUGAAAAAAUCUCAAAAUCUAGUAGAAACCAAGUUUUAUUAAAAUAAGCAAUUUUCAGUCAUUUUAGUCAGCAAAACUAAAACUCAAAAAGCUCACUGGAAAAUUUCAAGAUAUAAUCACUUUGAGUUGUUCUGUAACUUUGUAAAAAAUUAGCAAAGUUCGAAUAAUAACUGUUAAUUUGCCAAUGUAACUACUGCCAAUGUAAUGCGACAAAGAGUACUAGUCAAGAAGAAGAAUUAAGCUAUAGUGAACAGGGAUCGUUCACUUCGCUACUUUUUGUGACCUAAUUCAGACGAGAAAUUUUUUUAUGUGUGUUUAUGAUUUUGUUGGCUGUACGACACAUCAUGUCAUGGUUAGCUAUAGAAAAGUGAAUUUUCAUUAAAAAUGAGUUAAGUUCGUAAUAAAAUUGACUAUUUUUCUUUUGAUUAGUUUUUGAAUUUUUUAAAAUUUAUUCUAGACGCCGUCUGAUCACAUUCAUAUGCGAAGUCAUGAAGCAGUUUCAAAUCAUUAUAUCAAUGAUUUUAUUGGAAAAUGUAUUGAAGAUGAAUAUAUUCCGGACUUAUUAAUGGAAAUAAUUUCAGAAUUAGAAAAAGAUAACUACAAUCGAAAACCGCAAGCAAAAUCGUAUAAGCAAGGUUAUGAUGAAUAUUUUGCGCAACUAAAUAACCAGGACAACUAUUCACACGAAAAUGGACGUUUAUAUUCUGAUCAAUUGAUUACAGAACAUAUCAAUCCAUCUCAAUUAAAACAAAAUAUCAAUUCAAAUUUACCAUUCUUGAGUACCGAUGAUUUAAAACAACUUGAUCAACCAAUAACAAACAAUUAUUGGACUAACAGUGGAACCGGUUCAAAAUUUUCACAAUUAGCCCCAGGUAUUCAAGCAAAGGAGAAUGGUCCGGUAAUGAAUGACAUUGAACGUCAUACUCGUUAUGCUGAUAAUAAACCACGAAACGAUCAAGUACAGUUAUCAACCAUGCCAAAAGAUGCUGAAAAUAAACUAUUAGAUAUACUGUGUAUGAACGAGUUAACUCGAAAAUAUCUUAAUAAAAACGGAUUUGUGGCAGAUAACGAUGAUCAAUCUCGAUUCCUUGACGGUACCAUGUUGAAUGUAUUAAUACAGAAAUAUCAAAAUAUAGGUGCAACACAUUCGGAAACAUUAGUUUAUUAA
Didymodactylos carnosus is the source of this 1608-nucleotide messenger RNA. The record is from the annotation of a GenBank genome assembly. NCBI's taxonomy places the organism in Eukaryota, Metazoa, Rotifera, Eurotatoria, Philodinida, Philodinidae.